AUGCUCUUUGGACUAUGGCAUUCAUGUGUGUCUCCUGACCCAGAUCGUUUGUUAUCUUCCAUUGUACACGAUCUCAUGGUUUCAGGCGCUGGUGAUUUAAUGAUCGAUGUCGGAACAGAAAAUUUAAUACAUUUCGACAUUGAGGUGUUAAUCGUUGGUGGUGACCUACCGGCUCGAUCUAAAUGUAAUAAAAUAUCGGCCCAUAAUGGAUUCUUCUCAUGUACAUAUUGCUUAUAUGAAGGUGUAUCCUGUACUCAGCAUCGGCAUGUUUUAUAUCCGUAUGUUGAUUUCAAGCAAAUACGUCCACCACCACGAACAAAAGAACAUAUAGCUUAUUGUGUCGAACAAAUUAAACAAUCAAAUAUAAAAGCAUUUCGUACGUACGGUGUAUAUGGAUUAUCACCAUUAAUCUUUAAUCGAUGUAAGGAAAUUUAUUCUGUCCAUGCCUUAUGUCAUUUUACUGAACAACGUUUUUCUUUUGGAAGUUUAGCCUAUCAUUCUAUGUUUGCUCCCGAGAGCGCACUACAUCAUUUUUCAAAACUAGCACAUGGCACAAUAUCUAGAGGUGCUCAGAUAGCUUAUUGGCAUUGCAUAAAUCGUCAAAUAGACACAUUAAAUGCGUCACCAUCUCCUCAAAUAUUUACUCAAAAUUUUUUCUGA
Rotaria sp. Silwood2 is the source of this 660-nucleotide messenger RNA. The record is from the annotation of a GenBank genome assembly. NCBI's taxonomy places the organism in Eukaryota, Metazoa, Rotifera, Eurotatoria, Philodinida, Philodinidae.